Messenger RNA from Parasteatoda tepidariorum (common house spider), 2330 nucleotides. Its product is annotated as ferredoxin-2, mitochondrial. Gene Ontology annotation, molecular function: 2 iron, 2 sulfur cluster binding; electron transfer activity. Gene Ontology annotation, cellular component: mitochondrion. NCBI's taxonomy places the organism in Eukaryota, Metazoa, Arthropoda, Arachnida, Araneae, Theridiidae. Gene Ontology annotation, biological process: P450-containing electron transport chain. The record is from RefSeq and is a predicted model, not a curated record.
UGUUUGUAGUAGUCUUCAAUGAAGUAGAAAGAAGCUAAUAGAAACUUAAUAAACAAAACAAGUUAACAGCUUGAUUUAAUUUCGCAAUUUUUUUCAAACAGUUUAAAACUGUGCCCUGAUGUCGGCGUUUUGCUUUUAUUAUUUUUACCAUUAAAUGAAAAGAUGAGACCGUGCAACUUUCUUUAUAGCAUUCAUUCAGACCAAAGGAUUUGAUUUGAAUUUACUCUUAACCUUUUUAAUCUUCCCAUAAUGAAUUAACGUAUUUUAUCUUUUUCUUCUUACCCUGAAAGAUGUUCUUUUGUGUAGCUUUCCUCAGAAACAUUUUAAAUAUUGCAAAAAUAUCAAGUUCUAGCUCUUCAUGUUUAUAUUUUCAUAAGUUAUGUUUCAAUAAGUCAAAAGAGGUCUAUGUUUGUUGCCAAAUAAAUUAUGCUUUGAUGAAUCUAUUUUCAUCUGCACCUCAAAGAACACUUAUGAGCACGGUUUAUUCAUUAAGUAUGACAUUCUAUGCAUGGAAUUGUCACUCAUUUGAUCAGGGAAUAGUCACUCAAAAAACUUCAAAGGCUGAGCAAGAAACAUCCAUGCAGGCAAUUUUGUGUGAUGGAGUAAUAAAAGAGCAAGUUCCUGAUGAAAAAGUUAAAAUCUAUUUUGAAACUGCGAAAGGAGAAAAAAUUGAAUGUUUUGCUUGUGCAAAUAAGAAUGUAAUGAAUGCUUCAAUAGAAAACGACAUCGCCAUGCAUGGCAAUUGUAAUGGUGAACAAAUUUGCAGUGUUUGCCAUGUAUAUACAGAUGAAAAGUAUCAGGAAUUUAUGCCAAAAAUAUCUGAAGAUGAAGCUGAAAUGUUAGAUAUGGUCCCUAAUGUUCAAGAAAAUUCACGUCUCUCUUGUCAAAUCAUUGUUAAAAAAGAGUUGGAAGGUGCUGUGUUUAAAUUACCUCACUAUAAUGGUCCAUCCUAUGAAGAUCCAGAAGAGAAAUGAUAGAUUAUUGAACUUUGUUUAAUUUAAAAUUAAAUUAUGUUAAAAAUAUGGAUUAUAUGUGAAAUUUCAUAUUGUUAUUUUUAAUGAUAUUUAGUUAUAUUUUUGUUAUUUAUUGUAAAUAACAAAUUGUGGAAUUAAACGUAAUUGGGAAAGUAAAGUUAUGUGUCUUGCUGAGAACUUUUCUAAUUAAUGUAAAACAAUAUUUAAUAUUAUAUUUAUUUGCAAUUAUGCGUAAAAAACUGCAAUUCAUUUGUCCUUCAUAAACUGUACUUAUGAAGAAAAAGGUGUCUAAAGAUGAAAUUGUACACACAAUUAAGAAAACUUGGAUUAUAAUAUUAAGUUUAGGAUAAUUUUUUGGCAUCUUAAUAAAAUGCUUUUGUUGCAUGGACAUAAUAUACCAAAAUGUACAGUAAAACCAUUUUAUAUAAUAUCUUAACUUUGUUUAAAUGUGUCAAUUUUUUAAAUGAAUUGAAAAAUUUUUUUAAAAUAAUUUUUACUGACUCAGAUUUGUUUUAAAACAUUUCCCUAACAAUGCAUGCUUUUUUUUUACCAUAUCUCAUCACCGAACCACGGCCAAACACUUAGCCCUGUUUUUCAGAGCUUUAUCUUUUAAUGGCCUCAGUAGGAAUGCCACAUAAGUUAGACUCUAGUCAGGAAAUGCAGGCAGCGUCUGAGCUAGUACCUGCCUCUCCAAAUUUCCAACCCACAACCAACCAGAGGUCUUGCAGUUAUGACGGAUUUAACAUGCACUUUGGCGGGCACGCAUGCUCAGUCGACUGCCAGGAUUGAACUCUUGACCUUCAACUCUUCACCAGCAGAGUGAGUCAUGCUUUCUCUGACUGUUUCACAAGAGUGUGCUGCCCAUUUUUUAUCAUUAGAAUUUUUGGUUUUUGAGAGUAUAUGUUUGUAAUUGAUAGAUUUGUUUUGAUAAUUUAUAUUCAACAUGCACAUUUACAGAAAUAUUUAAAUUGUUGAAAUUUGUGAAUGUAAAUUCUAAAAGUAAUGAUUAACGUUUAGGAAUUUAAUUGUAUUUUUCUUUUCUAAUAUUGGUUAAAAAGUUCCAAAAGUAAUUAUUUUAAAAAAGGUAAAUAAACUACAUAAUGAUCAAUAUAAUUUUUCUAGCACACAUUUUAUUGUGCAAUUACAAGUUUAGAGUCCUUUUAUAUAUCAAUAAAAUAGCGGUCAGAAACAGAAGUUAUUAGCAUUGUGUAAAAAAUAGUAUGAGGAUAGUUUGUGCCUUAAUAAUUUCAUUACAGUAUUUAUUGUGUUCAAGACUUCAUGACAUUCAGAUUUUAUGAAAAUAUUUUUGUAUAUUGUACUUUAGAAAUAAACUUAUGAUAUGCUGGACUUAAAAAA